Molecule: messenger RNA, 522 nt
Organism: Arctia plantaginis
Lineage: Eukaryota; Metazoa; Arthropoda; Insecta; Lepidoptera; Erebidae
Source: the annotation of a GenBank genome assembly
AUGAAAAUUUUUCUGUUGAAGAUGGGUCACUACGUACUGACACAUGACUAUUGCCAAGGAUUUGAGCUUGUAGGUGAUCUGAGGAAGCUAACGCUGAACAAUGCGAAGAAAUUGAACCCACUUGUCCUGCAUAAGGCCCUGAUGCUGCUCACUGAAUGCAUGGGGCAAAGAGUGAAGAAAUUUCAUUUAUUCAAUGGAUCUGUGUUCUUUGAUUUUCUACUUAAUUUAUUAAAGCAGGGUCUUUCUUCUAAAUUAAGGGAAAGAAUUGUAAUUCAUUCAAGUAUUGAAAGUUUACAUGGCCUUAUCCCUAAGGAGCGAUUACCCAAAGACUUUGGAGGAGAGGAAAUGAGUACAAAAAAACUUGCCGAUUUAACCUUUAAAGAGCUAAGUAGCGAUGAGCAUUUAGAAAAACUUAAAUUUAUGGAGCAAGCUGCUACGGAUGAGUCCCUUCGGCUCACAAGCACAUUCAAUGAGGAAUAUUCAGGAGUACCCGGCUCGUUCAAGACAUUGUGCGUGUAUUAA